GGUAGGCGGCCGGAAAGGAUCCUGUAAUAUUGAACUCGACCUGGGAGAGAAAGUUGGAGAGAGAGAGACAGAGAGAUCCUUCGCUUCCCCCAAGCCUUCGAGGAAGUCCUAUUUUCUCUCCUUCGCUAUUUCCUUCUUCUUUAUUUGCCUCGUUGUGAAAUUCAGAAUACAGGAGAUAAAGAAAAAGAGACGAUAAACGUGGAAUAGGUGAAAUUUAAAAAAGGGAGAGAUAAAGAAAAAGAGAUGAUAAAUGUGAAUUAGGUGAGAAUUCAGAAUAAAGGAGACAAAGAAAAAGAGACGAUAAACAUUGAAUAGGUGAAAUUAAAAAAAAAGGAGUGAUAAGAAAAAGAGACGAUAAAUGUGGAAUAGGUGAAAUUAAAAAAAAAGGAGUGAUAAGAAAAAGAGACGAUAAAUAUGGAAUAGGUGAAAUUAAAAAAAGGAGAGAUAAAGAAACGGAGACGAUAAAUGAGCAAAUAGGUGAAAUUCAGAGGAAAAAAGAGAAGAUAAAUGAGUGAAUAGGUGAUAAUUCAGAAUAAAGGAGAGAUAAAGAAAAGAGAGAUAAAUGAGUGAAUAGGUGAUAAUUCAGAAUAAAGGAGAGAUAAAGAAAAAAGAGAGAAGAUAAAUGAGUGAAUAAACAAAAUUCAGAAUAAAGGAGAUAAAGAAAAAAAGAGAGAGAUGAUAAAUGAGUGAAAGAACACCUAAUGCAUUAUUAACGAAAGUAGGAAAGAAAACUAUCGACGAAAGUGGGUAAGAAGGAGAAAGACGGACAAUAAAGACUGGAAGAACGAGAAAAGAAAAGUAAAAAUGAUUGGAGUAGGAAGCUUUCGCGUCGUCAUUCUAUCCAUCUUGGGGAUGCUGAUGCUACUAGGGAAUCAUGGGAGUCACGUCAGAGGAGAUUCGGAAAACAUCAGUGGAUGCCUCAGAGGAACAGGAUGUUCACAGUGCCCAAAGACCCGAUACACACUGGACCCAGAUGGACAGAUGCUGUGUUGUCCAGGUUGCUCAGCUGCAGUCCUUUACCACGGGAAGAAUCCUUCUGACUGGUGCAUUUGCACUAAAGAAUCCUUUCCCAGUGGCUCACAGUCCAAGACUCUGAAGUUCCCAGGUGGCAUCAGUUCUCGAAGUCCCAUUAUCACGGGCAGCGGAGGGAGUUCUUCCAACGCUUUCCCUGUGUAUGGAUCCAGCUACGGGCACGGCGGGACAGUGAACACAAAGCUGGACGAUGCUCUCUAUAUCCUCAACCAUGGCAACAUCAGGAGCAGCCAGGUCUCAGAGGCAGUGCACCAAGCCAUCACCCUGAUGGCUGACACUAUCGAAGAACUCAAUUUGAGGCUCACCCGCCUGGAGGACAUCAUCUUGAAUUCUGGUGCUGGACAACAAGGGCAGAGCAUAGAUCGCCUGGGGUCUGCCGCAGCUUCACCAACCUCUACGGAAACCACACCGGCGACGGUGCCCCCUUCGCCUACUGGAGGAAGGCCCUGCCCUUCCAAGAACUUCACCAGGAUAGGGAAUAGCUGCUACUACGUCUCUGCCUGGAAGGAUCACCGCACUGUGUGGGAGAAAGCCAGCAAGCUCUGCGAAGACAUGGGUGCCAAACUGGCCGAACCACUCACCUACCCUGAUUUGGACGAACUCUCCCAGUAUCUUUCCUUAGCCAAGGCAACGACAGGGUACAGCUACUGGUUGGGCGGCCUAUAUCUUGGGUCACCCUGGCUGUGGUCUUACGCUGGAACACCGGUGAACCUCAGCUCCGGCUACUGGAUAGGUAUCGACUCCAACGGCAAGUCGGUGUCACCCGGAGACCCGGCUCCUGGAAGGUGUCUCGCCUUCUCGUACCUCUUCAGCUCCAAGAAUUACUACUAUGCUGCUGAUCAGUGCGGCUUCGAGAAGUUCUACAUCUGCGAGCUUCUUGACAAGUCUCAUAGGCGUCUUUAGAGUGGAGUCAUCGUCUUUCUUCUGUUUUAUCAAUACAUAAAUUAUUCUCUAAAACGUUCCUAAUGUCAUGUAAUGGCUGGUUUAUGUUCACACAUGCGCAUACAUGUUUCAGAUGUACACAUACGUAAAAAAACAAAUCACAAAUAAAUUAGUUUUUAGACUGUCACUAACACAAUCUGAUGAUCUGAAAAUUAUGAUCUGUGAGGUUGAAUCUCAAAACGCGUGAAUUUUCCCAUGCAUCAUAUAAUAUAAUAUUCACUGACUAGGCUUCAAGGCUAGGUACGUUUACGCAUUGAUGCUUAUGCUUCACAAACUUUGAAAAUCCGGUAGUUUUCAAACAUCUUACAAUUAUUAUGAAAUGAAAAUGAAUUACCAAGUAGGGUCCUCAUCUCAGGGCAUUCCAUGUAACAAUCAUAUUGAUCUGACAUGAUGUUUCUAGACUUAUCUCUUGAAAACAAUAAAUUAUAUGAGCCAUA
This is a messenger RNA of Macrobrachium nipponense, 2411 nucleotides long. RefSeq lists its product as uncharacterized. The record is from RefSeq and is a predicted model, not a curated record. NCBI's taxonomy places the organism in Eukaryota, Metazoa, Arthropoda, Malacostraca, Decapoda, Palaemonidae. The transcript is spliced from 7 exons. Bases 805 to 1935 code for a protein of 376 amino acids.